Molecule: messenger RNA, 1076 nt
Organism: Numida meleagris (helmeted guineafowl)
Lineage: Eukaryota; Metazoa; Chordata; Aves; Galliformes; Numididae
Product: nucleoporin GLE1-like
Exons: 1
Coding region: 22-1053 (343 amino acids)
Source: RefSeq, a predicted model, not a curated record
ACUGUCUCCAAUAAAAACGUAAUGACGCUCAGGGAAAAACAAACUUUACUAGAUAUACUGGAGGUGCUGACAGUGAAGCUUGGGGAGAUGUUGAAUAAACCAUGCCGAUUUAAAGAAGAAGAGCUAGAUUCUGAAGAACUAGAGUUCCAGUGUCAACCGAGAAUAGACUCGUCAAGGGAUGAGUCAGAAGAAGUUGUGUGUUCAAAGAUCAAAGAGCAUAAUGAAAGUAGUGGAGAUCACUUGUCUGAAGAACCAUUGUCAGAACUAGGAUUUUUCACUACUGAUGAAGAGAUAUUAUCUAAAUAUCUAGUCUUCACAGAGAUACCAGGGCAGUCAUACAUGUCAGGCUGUUCUGAAGGUUAUACCGUUGAAGAAGAUAAAUGUAGUAGGUUUGGGUUAGGCAGUAGUGCGCUUUCAGAACCCAGCACAGAUUUUAAACCUCCUCAAUUAAACUUUGACCUUGAUGAAAAAGCACGCCAUAGCAGUUUGACUAAAGAGACAUCUGAAGAGACCAAGGUGGAAGCAGAGGCCUUCAUUUCAUUUUUGUCGGAUGGCUCCCCACUGAAAAACAAAAUAAGUGACUAUCAUGAUGUAAAGGAUGAUGAGAGAGCUUGUUUAGUAGAGAGAUGUGUGAAGCUAACUGAGCAGCUCCACAAAAAAGAGUCAGCCUUGAAGACAUCUCAUCAGAAGACCCAAGAAGCUGUUGAAAAAUGGAAAAAAAUAACAGCUGAGCUCUCUGAUAUUAAUGUGGAACUGAAUAAAGAACGUGAAGAACGGCUAUGUUGUGAAGAACAGCUUCUUCAGAAAACAGAGAAGGAGAAAGAACUUGAAAAGAAAAUAAACCUCCUAGUAAAGCAACAGGAUGAGGAUGGAAGCCAAUGUGACUGUGCUGUAGAACCUUUAGCAGAAGCAUCUAAAUCCUCUACCUGGCAACAAAAGGUAAAAGACCUCCAGGAGGAAAAAGAAAUGUUGACGAUGCAGCUGCGAACUCAGGAGCAGUUAGUGAAAGAAGUUCAAAAGCAGAAAACAGCUUCUGAUUCUGUAACAAGUUAAGUACAGUCUCUUUUUGGACGCCA